UCUGAAAGUAGGUUAUGUUAUAUUGCAUAUUGAGUAAUCUUUCUAUAUGUAUAUAUAUACACAAUUUGUGUUUAUGAAAUACAUUGAAAAAGCAAAGCUCUUUAUUUAGUGGUUAAAAUUUUUAGUAUUUUUGUCAAUUUAAAAUAAAGGUUAGCUGGGAAAAUAAGAUGAAAACAAACCGACAGAAAAAAGCGAGAAAAAAUUUAAGCUUUUUUAUUAACAACUUCAAAUUUAGAUCUCCGUUUCAAGUUCUUAUUGAUGGCACAUUUGCUUUGGCUGCGUUAGAGAAUAAAUUUAAUAUACAAGAUCAAUUAUCAAAAUAUUUUCAAUCUGAAGUAAAAUUAUUAACUACACCAUGUAUCAUUUUGGAAACUGAAAAAUUAAGUUCAUUUUCAAAAGCAGUUAGUGGUGCUAUGCAAAUUGUUAAACAAUAUCCUAUACAUAAAUGUGGACAUGAAAAACAUUCAAUUAGUGGCACAAAAUGUUUACUAUCUAUGGUUGGAAAAAAUAAUUCAUUUAGAUAUAUUAUAGCUACGCAAGACAGAGAACUUCAGGAUUACUUGAGAAAAAUUCCAGGUGUACCAAUAAUGUAUUUGCAUGGUAAAGCACCAACUUUGGAAGCACCUUCACAAGCUAGUCGUGAAUAUGCUGAAAAUAUUCGUAAAGAAUUAGGGAUGACUGAAUGGGAGAAAGAAAAUAUUAAAGUACUAAAAGAAGUAGCUGGAGUAACUGAUAAAACAGAAGUAAGACUAAAAAAGAAGAAAAAAGGGGGCCCAAAUCCUCUCAGUUGUCUGAAGAAGAAGAGUAAAUCACAAACAGAAAUUCCAAAAAAUGUUAAAGAAAAAAUAUCUGGUAGAGUUAAGAAGAGAAAGAAAAUGAAAAUAGCAGCACAUAUCAAAGAAGCAUUGAUUGCAGAAGUAAAGAAUACACAGUUAGGAAGCACAAAAUAAUUUGAAAAAGAUACAUAAUGAAAAAAGGACACGUAUACAUAAAACUUGUAUAAAUUAUUAAAAUUUAUGCAAAUUCCCUUUUAUUUAUGAUACAGUUAUUUCUUUCAGCUUACAAAAUUGCAGUAAUUAGAGCUGUGUCGUAAUGUAUUUAUAUGAGUCCAUUUAUAAAUAUAAGUAUACUUAUUUUACUAGUAAAAUUGUUACUUGUAAAUACAUGAAGUAUCAUACAACUAUGUUAUUUAUGUUUGUGUAACAAAGAACGAACACAUUGGAAGAUAGAACUGAAAAAUCUCAUAUUGAUGUACAUUACAAAAUUAUUUCAACAAUUUUUUUUUACAAUAUUGUAUAGUAAAAGAUGUCUAAGCAUUCGACUUUAUUGACUAAUAUAUGUAAUUAUUCAUUGUA
Messenger RNA from Bombus huntii, 1355 nucleotides. RefSeq names its product rRNA-processing protein UTP23 homolog. The transcript is spliced from 4 exons. The record is from RefSeq and is a predicted model, not a curated record. Lineage: Eukaryota; Metazoa; Arthropoda; Insecta; Hymenoptera; Apidae. Gene Ontology annotation, cellular component: nucleolus; small-subunit processome. The coding region runs from base 168 to 950 and encodes 260 amino acids. Gene Ontology annotation, molecular function: small ribosomal subunit rRNA binding.